This is a messenger RNA of Aureobasidium pullulans EXF-150, 1029 nucleotides long. RefSeq lists its product as uncharacterized. Bases 138 to 536 code for a protein of 132 amino acids. The record is from RefSeq and is a predicted model, not a curated record. The transcript has 2 exons. Lineage: Eukaryota; Fungi; Ascomycota; Dothideomycetes; Dothideales; Saccotheciaceae.
AUCCGCCUCCGCCUUCUCAUACCAAAAACAAAAUCCCGACUACGAUCCAACAAACAAACACCGCAUUAAACACCUCCGACCGCAAUUGAAUGUCCGCAUCCAUUCACGAACUCUUCAACCCGGCGACAACUACAAUCAUGUUGUCCGCACCCAUCAGUCUCCCCACCGUCCUCAUUGGCGCCGGCAUCAUCUUUCUCUUCGCGCUGGCAUUAUAUCCGUCUUCACUGCUGCGCUGGUUCCAACGCAAGCGCUAUCAAUAUGAAGUCACUUUUUCGCUUUACAUGUUGACGCCGACUGAGAAGUUCAUUUUCAAUUCCAUACUCUUCCUCUUCCUAUCCAUGGUUUCGAUCGCCGUUGCGCUGUACUUGCCCCGUCAUGUCAAGAUCAUCGCACAUCGCGCGUACUACUACGUCUCUGGAGAUUUGCUGAAGAAUGGAACUACAAGUGGUGUCUUGGGGUCAAGCAGUGCCGCUGCUGGUAGCGUCUUGGCCGAGCAUGCGCCUACUGCUGUUGCUGAAGCCGUGGGAAGUGCUUGAUCAGCUGGCACACCAUUGACCACACAGCCGGCCCCGACAAGGCAAAAAAGAGCAUGGGAGGGGAUGGAUAUACGAAAGUUCUGGAAAACGAGGGAGUGGAGCCUCCCCUCUUUCUAUUUGAGUAAACUCUUUUAAUUCGACGCUGAUAGAUGAGCAUUGGGAAAACACACAUGGCGUUUUGAUUUUCCAAAUUGAGGAUGAUGGCGAUAUAAUGGCUCACAUCCCUGCCAGAAUACAACAAGCUUGAUCAUCCAUCGAUCCUGGAUUUUCUCUGUCCUGUUGGGCGGCAAACACUGACUGGUCUUUGGACCUGUAUAGCCUAUGUUGACAGCAAGAAAACUUCUCUCGCUGGUAGCACUUCAAGACAUGUACGACAACACCAGCACCUUCCGCAGCUAGAGGGCUCCCAAGUGCAAAUGAAAGUAUAAAAGCCUAGCAAAAAGAAACCACGCACAUCCAUCACAACAAAACAGCAAAAAAACCAAUCUCUUGG